UGGCCAGGCUCUCACAUGCCCCUGGGUUUUGCUAGAUGUUCAUCAUGGGCUACGCGGUGGUGGCUGGAGCCGCAGGAAGACUCCUCUUUGGCUAUGACAGCUUUGGCAACGUGUGUGGCAAGAAGAACUCCCCCGUGGAAGGGGCCCCCCUUUCAGGGCAGGACAUGACGCUAAAAAAACAUGUGUUCUUUAUGAACUCCUGUAACCUGGAAGUGAAAGAUGCGAGGCUCAGUUCCACUGCCCUGUGCGUAUCCAGCUGUCCUGAAGAGCAGCUUGACACCCUGGAAGAGGUCCAGCUCUUUGCAAACACCAGUGGGUCCUUCCUGUGUGUUUACAACUUGAAUUCCUUCAACUACACCCAGAGUCCACAAGCAGACUCAUUGUGCCCCAGGCUACCAGUUCCUCCAAGCAAGUCUUUUCCUUUGUUUAACCGAUGCAUACCUCAAACACCUGAGUGCUAUUCCCUGUUUGCAUCUGUUUUGAUAAAUGAUGCUGACACCCUUCAUCGAAUUCUAAGUGGAAUAAUGUCAGAAAGAGACACAAUCCUUGGACUUUGUAUCCUCGCAUUAGCCUUGUCUUUGGCCAUGAUGUUCACCUUCCGAUUCAUCACCACCCUUCUGGUUCACAUUUUCAUUGCGCUGCUUAUUUUGGGAUUGUUGUUUGUCUCCGGUGUCCUGUGGUGGCUGUAUUAUGACUAUACCAAUGACCUCAGCAUAGAAUUGGACACAGAAAGGGAAAAUAUGAAGUGUGUGCUGGGGUUUGCUGUUGUGUCUACGGCCAUCACGGCAGUCCUGCUCAUCUUGAUUUUUGUCCUAAGAAAGAGAAUAAAGUUGACAGUUGAGCUUUUCCAAGUCACAAAUAAAGCCAUCAGCAGCUCUCCUCUCCUGCUGUUCCAGCCACUGUGGACAUUUGCCAUCCUCAUUUUCUUCUGGGUCCUCUGGGUGGCUGUGCUGCUGAGCCUGGGAACUGCAGGAUCUGCCCGGGCUAUCAAGGGCGGCCACGUGGAAUAUCAGCCUCUUUCCGGCAUUCGGUAUAUGUGGUGGUACCAUUUAAUUGGCCUCAUCUGGACUAGUGAAUUCAUCCUUGCCUGCCAGCAGAUGGCGAUAGCUGGGGCAGUGGUUACUUGUUAUUUCAACAGAAAUAAAAAUGACCCUCCUGAUCAUCCCAUCCUUUCGUCUCUCUCUAUUCUUUUCUGCUACCAUCAAGGAACAGUUGUGAAAGGUUCAUUUUUAAUCACUGUGGUGAGGAUUCCAAGAAUCAUUCUCAUGCACAUUUAUAACGCUCUGAAAGAGAAGCAGCGCAGUGCAUGGUCGAGCCACGCAUCCAGAUGCUGCUACUGCUGCUACUGCUGUCUUGACAGACACCUGCGCCCGCUCAACCAGGUACAUCUCCUACCACGUAGAGGGGACCUAGGAGCUGUGUGCACAAAUCCAGGCACCAACUUACUCCGCAAAGAUUUUGAGAUGCAUUAG
Messenger RNA from Galeopterus variegatus (Sunda flying lemur), 1472 nucleotides. Its product is annotated as choline transporter-like protein 3. Gene Ontology annotation, biological process: transmembrane transport. NCBI's taxonomy places the organism in Eukaryota, Metazoa, Chordata, Mammalia, Dermoptera, Cynocephalidae. The coding region runs from base 36 to 1472 and encodes 478 amino acids. Gene Ontology annotation, molecular function: transmembrane transporter activity. The transcript is spliced from 11 exons. Gene Ontology annotation, cellular component: membrane. The record is from RefSeq and is a predicted model, not a curated record.